UAGAAAAAAAGAAAGAGAGAAUGGUGAAACUACUAGUGCUUAGCGAAAAAUCCAUUUUCUGCUAAUAAGAAUCUUUUUAUCGUGUCGCGGCAGUGAUAAUUCAUUGUCUCAUAUUCUUCGCUACACCAAAGCGAUCGAUUUUCUACCGUGAUAAGUGGAUUGCGUGCGUUAUCACAAUUUUUCCAAGGUUAUAACUCGAGUGAGCAGUUCCCGUCCUGCUUCCCUGCGGUGCAUUCUAUAGAAAUUUUCGCUACUAUCCCGUGCUCAGAGGAGAUAAAACAGAAUCUCUUACGUUAUUGGUAAAAUUGCAAUGGUCAGUGAAUGAUUUUCGAAGAAACGUUGCUAAAACAAUUUGCACGUAAUGUGCGAAUGGCACCUAUUGCAGAAUGAUCAUUCAAAUGCAAUUCAAUACAGUGAAAAAACAAUAACUUUUAUUUAAAAGUGAGUAUACGAUUCAUCCGGUCUGCCUAGGAAUCCAUAGGUUACCUGGUACAAAACUAUGCCAACACCUAGUAAUACCAUCAGUAGCAGCAGUAUCAAAACGAAAGAAAUGUUUAUCGUCCGUGCCCUGGAGAAGAUUCUCAGUGAUAAGGACAUCAAACGGUCCCAUCAUUCGCAACUCAAACGAGCCUGCGAUGCGGCGCUGGAGGACAUCAAGGUAGAGCUGAAGGAGGCUGGCCAGAGCGAGCAGAAUGGAGAAGUUACGGUUUCAUCGGCUGCUCUGCCGCUACCGAAGAGUGAUUCGGCCAACAUCAUCAAUGCCGAGAAGUACUUCCUACCAUUCGAGUUGGCCUGCCAGAGUAAGACACCACGGAUCGUAGUGACAGCGCUGGACUGUUUGCAGAAAUUGAUCGCCUAUGGGCACUUGACGGGCAAUAUUCCGGAUUCUUCGAAUCCGGGAAAAUUUCUGAUCGACCGAAUUGUAACUACGAUUUGCAACUGCUUCAUGGGUCCCCAAACGGACGAAGGAGUACAGUUGCAGAUUAUUAAGGCGCUGUUGACGGUGGUUACCUCACAGUACGUGGAAGUGCACGAGGGCACCGUUCUGCAAGGUGUCCGAACCUGCUACGAUAUCUAUCUAUCGAGUAAGAAUCUGAUUAAUCAAACCACCGCGAGGGCAACUUUGACACAGAUGUUAAACGUAAUUUUCACACGAAUGGAAAAUCAAGCGUACGAGUAUCUAGCCAAUGGAACGAUAGUCUCCUCGGUUGGGACAGCAAGUGUUGGACAGGAUGAAUCAGCUGAAAAAUCGACAGUUGAGGUUGUGGAAGAAAAACAUCCGGAUUAUGACAUGGUACGGGCAAUCGUUGAUGAGAUGGUGGACAAUGUGAUAGCCGUCGCCACUGCUGCAGUAACUGCGGAAGAAGUAAGCAGACAAACGUCCUUGAAUCCCGAAGGUGAACUCGAUACUAAUAGCAUCGGAGGUGUUUCCGUUGGAGGGACGGACAGUGCUUCAAUCGCUAGAGUUCCGUCACAGGAAAGUAUGGAAGUAGCUAGUGAAAAUGACAGCAUCGUAACGGCAAAGUUUACACACAUUCUACAAAAGGAUGCGUUUCUGGUAUUUAGAGCUCUCUGCAAACUUUCGAUGAAACCACUUCCGGAUGGACAUCCCGAUCCGAAGUCGCACGAGCUACGUUCAAAGAUUCUAUCGUUGCAUCUAUUGUUGUCGAUCCUGCAGAACGCGGGACCAGUGUUUCGUUCCAAUGAAAUGUUCAUUAUGGCGAUCAAACAGUACUUGUGUGUGGCUUUAUCAAAGAACGGUGGCAGUUCUGUGCCGGAGGUAUUCGAAUUGUCUCUUUCGAUAUUUGUGGCACUCUUGUCCAAUUUCAAGACCCAUUUGAAGAAACAGAUAGAAGUGUUUUUCAAGGAAAUUUUCCUCAACAUCUUGGAAGCAACCAGUUCAUCGUUCGAACACAAAUGGAUGGUCAUACAGGCGUUGACCAGAAUUUGCGCCGAUGCUCAGAGUGUAGUGGAUAUCUACGUUAAUUACGAUUGUGAUUUUUCGGCUGCCAAUCUUUUCGAGCGAUUGGUCAAUGAUCUGUCGAAGAUUGCUCAGGGAAGACAGGCGUUGGAGCUGGGCACAUCGGUGAAUCAGGAGAAAUCCAUGCGAAUUCGUGGACUAGAGUGUGUGGUUUCGAUACUGAAAUGUAUGGUAGAGUGGAGCAAGGAUUUGUAUGUGAAUCCGAACUCGCAAACCACUCUGGGGGAUCCUCCACCACCACCAGCGAUUAUCGGUGUCUCCAGGAGCUCUGAGGAAGUGCACGAUCCUUUCAAGUCACACGGAGGGUCGAGUUUAAGCAUCAAUUCUGUCGAGAGCACCAAUACUUCUGGUGGAAAUCGAGAGGUAUUGGAUCUUCCUGAAGAAUUGGAAGAACGAAAACAGAGGAAGGAAGUUAUGGAAACUGGGAUCGAUAUGUUUAACCGGAAACCGAAGAAAGGAAUACAGUUCCUGCAGGAAAGAUCUCUGUUGGGGGUAACGGUUGAAGACGUAGCCAAGUGGCUACACGACGAAGAAAGACUGGACAAAACCCAGGUCGGGGAUUAUUUGGGCGAGAAUGACGAGCAAAGUAAGGCUGUGAUGUGCGCCUAUAUUGAUGAUAUGAACUUCUCCGAAUUGGACAUCGUAGCAGCGCUGCGAUACUUUCUGGAAGGCUUCCGUCUUCCAGGAGAGGCACAAAAGAUUGAUCGGUUGAUGGAGAAGUUUGCCAGCAGAUACUGUGAUUGUAAUCCGAAUAACACUUUGUUCGCAUCAGCUGACACGGUUUACGUGCUGGCGUUUUCAGUGAUCAUGCUUACCACGGAUCUUCAUUCUCCCCAGGUGAAACACAAAAUGACUAAAGAACAGUACAUCAAAAUGAACCGAGGCAUUAGCGAUAAUAAGGACCUUCCCGAAGAGUACCUUUCUCAGAUCUACGAUGAAAUAGCUGGGCACGAGAUUAAAAUGAAGAACACAAUAGCCAGCAAACCUGGCAAGCAGAUCAUUGUUAACGAGAAGAAGCGUAAGUUGCUGUGGAACGUUGAAAUGGAGGCUCUCUCAACGACGGCUAAAAAUUUAAUGGAAUCGGUUUCGCACGUGAAAGCCCCCUUUACAUCAGCCAAACAUUUAGAACACGUCAGACCUAUGUUCAAGAUGGCCUGGACUUCGUUUCUGGCGGCAUUCUCGGUCGGUUUGCAGGAUUGUGAUGAUCAGGAAAUUGCUAGUCUCUGUUUGGAUGGAAUUCGUUGUGCUAUUCGUAUCACUUGUAUUUUCCACAUGACACUGGAAAGAGACGCCUACGUCCAAGCGCUAGCUCGUUUCACUCUACUAACCGCAAAUUCGCCGAUUAAUGAGAUGAAGGCCAAAAAUAUCGAUACUAUUAAAACAUUAAUCAUGGUGGCUCACACCGAUGGAAACUAUCUUGGUUCCAGUUGGUUGGAUAUAGUGAAAUGCAUUUCUCACCUGGAGUUGGCUCAGCUUAUCGGAACUGGUGUCCGUCCGGAGUUCCUAUCAGGUUCGGCAUCGCAUCGGGACGCCCUAGAUCCGUCGGCUAAGGAACACAUUGGCGAGACCAGCUCUCAGAGCAUAGUAGUAGCUGUGGAUCGAAUUUUCACCGGUUCAAUCCGGUUAGAUGGAGAUGCAAUCGUAGAUUUCGUUAAAGCUUUGUGCCAAGUUUCGUUGGAUGAACUGACCCGUCCGCAACCGAGGAUGUUUUCCUUGCAGAAGAUUGUUGAAAUUUCAUACUACAACAUGGGCCGUAUCCGUUUGCAGUGGUCCAGGAUAUGGCAAAUUUUGGGCGAACACUUCAACGCCGUUGGUUGCAAUAGCAACGAGGAAAUAGCUUUCUUCGCUCUGGAUUCUCUUCGGCAGCUUUCGAUGAAGUUCAUCGAAAAGGGAGAGUUUACCAAUUUCCGCUUCCAGAAAGACUUUUUGCGGCCUUUUGAACACAUAAUGAAGAAAAACAGUUCUCCGGCAAUUCGUGAUAUGGUGGUGCGUUGCGUUGCACAAAUGGUCAACUCCCAGGCUCACAAUAUCAAAUCCGGUUGGAAAAACAUAUUCUCGGUAUUUCACCUGGCUGCCGGAGAUCACGAUGAAGCAAUCGUCGAAAUGGCCUUCCUUACGACUGGAAAAAUUAUUACUGAACUGUACCAAUCCCAGUUCCCCAUAAUGAUCGAUUCAUUCCAGGAUGCAGUCAAGUGUCUUUCGGAGUUUGCCUGCAAUGCCAAAUUUCCCGACACUAGCAUGGAAGCGAUACGACUGGUCAGAACGUGUGCUCUGUGCGUGAACGAUUCUCCGAACCUGUUUGCAGAGCAUGCCGGCAUGGAGAAUGACGUAUCCGUAUCGGAAGAGGACCGCGUGUGGGUACGUGGAUGGUUCCCGAUGCUGUUCUCACUUUCAUGCGUGGUGAAUCGAUGCAAGCUGGACGUUAGAACACGGGGCCUAACGGUUCUGUUCGAAAUCGUCAAAACCCACGGUGAUGCCUUCAAAGCCAACUGGUGGCGAGAUUUGUUUAACAUUCUGUUUAGAAUCUUUGAUAACAUGAAACUUCCCGAGCACCACACGGAAAAGGCCGAAUGGAUGACAACCACCUGCAACCAUGCGCUGUAUGCCAUCAUAGAUGUGUUUACUCAAUACUUCGACAUUCUCGGACCAAUGCUGCUGAAAGAUCUCUACUGUCAGUUGCACUGGUGCGUACAGCAGAACAAUGAACAGCUCGCUCGUUCUGGAACCAACUGCUUGGAGAAUCUGGUAAUCUCCAAUGGCCUAAAGUUCACCGAGGAAACAUGGGAUAAAACCUGCAAAUGUAUGUUGGACAUCUUCAACAGUACUCUCCCGAAUGAACUGCUUUAUUGGAAACCAGAUCCCAAUCCUCAAAGCUACCAAAACGCUCUUCAGUUUCCUCAAAACGGUGACAUCCCUCGACAUGGUAUCCUGAAACGGUCUCCAUCGCAACACUCCGUCUACAGCCAAUCGGAUUUGCAAGAACACACUCCGAAAGCAACGGAUGUAAACAACACAUCGGUACUGUUCUCCAACCUGUUAAUCAAGUGUGUCGUUCAGUUGGAACUUAUUCAAACGAUCGAUAACAUAAUCUUCUUUCCGGCCACCUCCCGGAAAGAGGACGCCGAAACACUUGCCCAAGCGGCAGCAGAACUGUCUUACAGUGGCGGAUCCAGCGUGGGAAGCAGUUCCGCUCUGAACCAUUCACAUUCUACUGAGGAAUGCCAACGGGAAGAACAGGGAAUGUACAGUUAUUUGAACACGCCUCAUCUGCUGCAACUGAUCGAUUGUCUUCUGCAAAGCCAUCGGUUUGCGAAAAAGUUCAACUCAAACCACGAACAGCGCAACUUGCUGUGGAAGGCAGGAUUCAAAGGUUCGCUGAAACCAAAUCUGCUGAAACAAGAAACACAAUCGCUGGCCUGUGUACUGCGGAUACUGUUCAAGAUGUACAGCGACGAAAGCCGCCGACGUGACUGGCAGGAUAUCGAGAAAAGACUGAUAGCAGUCUGCACGGAAGCUUUGGACUAUUUUCUACAGCUGCAAAGUGAACCGCACCGUGAUGCGUGGACAUCGCUUUUGCUGCUCGUCUUGACGCGGUUGUUGAAGAUGCCUGAUUCGAGGUUUGCCGCCCACAUAUCCAGCUACUACGUGCUUAUGUGUGAUCUGAUGUGUUUCGAUAUGAAACCGGAACUACGGACCGUCCUUCGGCGAGUAUUUCUGCGCAUCAGCCCGGUGUUCGGUAUCACCAGCCCUACCAGCACCGCCGGCAACAGUGCCACAUAGUAUCUGCGAAACCGUGGCGCUUUCAUGCUGACCAUUCCAACAGCAGCCCAUCAACAGCCGCUUCCAAAUCAAAAGUGUCCGUGCCGUGCCUAUUCACCAGUAGAUCAGUAGCAAGCUAAAACCCUUCUUAGUUAUAUCUGCAGUAUGGCCGCCGACAACGGAGAUUGUAGUCAUUUUUUGUAAAUAUAUUGCGGAUUCAACUGGUGGGCUACUACGGAUGCCGUUGGUGUGAAGCAAACAUUCAAGUAAAGAAAAUGUGGUUGUAGUCACUUGGUACUAUUCUUAUCUUUUGUCUGUGUUGAACAUGUUAUGUUAAUUGAGAAAUAAUUUUAGAGCAAUAUUUUUUUUAUACUGUACUAAAUUAUUACCCUCUAUAUCUGUGGUACUGAUGUUCACAGGAAACCCAAUCGUUCCUUCAUCGCGUGCCGCUGUUAGUGAAAAAUUCAAAUGACAAAAUUUUUAUAAAGUAAAAUAAAAGAGGAAAAAUCGAAUGUAAUUUUUUUUUGUUACAGGCUAUCUAUAACUAGCGAUUGAUUUGACGGAAAAAUCAACCCGUUUAGUAGAAUAAAUCUUUCAUCAUACCGAGGCAGUGUCAAAACUCCACAUCGGUAAACAAAAUCAAAAUAGGAGUUCAACUUACAAUUGCAAUAGAACUAGCUGCUGUAGAUCUUACUUUUGAUUGCCGUCGAAAAUCGACACAAAAUUAUAAAUCUACUGAAACACUAUGAAUUCUAGAAGUAGAAUGAGAGUGGACCGCAUAAGUUAUAGAACAUAGAAAAAUUAACUAAAGCAAAUGGUAAAAAUUAGAGUGGCUAGUAUAAAAAAUAAAACUUCAUUAGGUCAGGAUGUGUUACUGAUAGAGGAAAAUAAUUGCUACUUGGAGCGUACGUACGCGAACGGCACCGCUUACAAAUUUACCCACUAAUAUUCUUUUGUUCGUUUUGUGGAAUGCAAAAAAGACACAAUGAGUAAACACUAAGCAAAUAGAGGAGAAUGAGAGUAUUUCUGUUGUGAAACAUUUAUGAUAGCGAUUAUACAGUAUAUUAUACAUCUACAAGCAUAAUAGAUAUCAUGAAAUAAAGAUAUAAAUAUAAUCUGUAGUGUAUUAUGGA
Messenger RNA from Malaya genurostris, 6873 nucleotides. It is a transcript of the gene Sec71, whose product is annotated as brefeldin A-inhibited guanine nucleotide-exchange protein 1. The record is from RefSeq and is a predicted model, not a curated record. Gene Ontology annotation, molecular function: guanyl-nucleotide exchange factor activity. Gene Ontology annotation, biological process: regulation of ARF protein signal transduction. Lineage: Eukaryota; Metazoa; Arthropoda; Insecta; Diptera; Culicidae. The coding region runs from base 500 to 5761 and encodes 1753 amino acids. The transcript has 3 exons.